Molecule: messenger RNA, 1717 nt
Organism: Rosa rugosa (rugosa rose)
Lineage: Eukaryota; Viridiplantae; Streptophyta; Magnoliopsida; Rosales; Rosaceae
Exons: 5
Coding region: 658-1119 (153 amino acids)
Source: RefSeq, a predicted model, not a curated record
CUACAAGAAAAGUAGUCUACCACAACAUCACAAUAACAACAUGCUCUAAAUGUUCGUUGUUACUUACAGUAUUCGACAACGAGCAAAUAAUGUGCGUUGUAGUAAAUCAUUUAAUACCACACGCGUCAUUUGCACGUUGUUAAUUUGGUUAUCAACAAUCUACUUUGCGUGUUGUUAUCUGCAAGUUGUCAAUUAAGUUAUCAACAAGCAGGUGUGCACGUUGUUGAAAAUUUUUCAGAAUGACAAUAUGUGGCGAACGCUGUCAAAACUUUGAGAUAAAAAAAAAAAAAAAUUGGUGAGGGGAGCUGUCCGUUUUAUUCUAAAUUUUAGGAGAAAUUUGAAAUUUGGUUGACCUACCUUUUACAAAGCCACUAAACGCCCUAGUCGAAGCCAAAACUCAUUUCCCGCCACCAAAAGCUCUCGCCUCAGUCGACGGUGACCUUCAUAAUGUUCGACGGGCUCGGAGCCACCUAGUCGUUUCAGACUUCAAGCAGUCCUUCCCUCCCGCCAUCAACUCGUCUCCAGCGUCUCUCAGCUCAGCUCAGCUUCUCUGUCUUUGGUUCCCUUCUGAAGCUCAAGCUCAAGCUCUUUCUCAAGAUCAGCUCCCUUCGAUUCCUGCAAUGCUUCUCCGAUUCUGAUUACAGGUGUGGUCCUUGAAUGAUUAUAGCUCCAAAAUAUAUAGAAUUGUCACAGAAAUAUCACGAUAUUAUAUUCUUGAAGCUUGAUCGUGACCAAGAAAAUAAGGGACCUUCUCAACAGAACAUAAACUUAGAGAAAAUGAUAAAUGCACAUGCAACUACUUCUCAGUCACAACAAUCAAGUAGACCAAUCAAUGCUCCAAGCAAUGAUCUUGAAAAUAGAAGAUGUGCACUUUUGAAUUGGAACAAUUAUGAAGAAGAUGAAGUGGUGGCUGAAGGGAAGAUCUCUUCAACAAAUCCAAGUACAAAAGUUCAUUGUGUGCCUCUUGGACGAGAUUGUUGGAAGGUUUGGGUUGACGUGGUGUUUGAUGAGUAUCAGACUAUGGAAGUGUAUAGAGCAACCAUGGAUGCCAAACAACUUGGUGAAGCUGUAGGAAGUACUCUUGCAUGGCCCAAAAGCUCCAUUAAAAUGCUCCCUUAGUAGUUGAAGUAGCAGGUACAUUUUGCUUUACUAGAGAAUUUAUGUAGGUGAGGGAGUACCAUGCAUGUUUUGUCAAUGCUGAUGAACAAAGAAUCCAGUACUUUGUCAUGCUUGUUUUGUAAAGAACAUAUGUAUAAGAGAAUGUGGCACUCCUAAUGAAAUGUAAAUUUUUCAUACAUGGUUAGUGUGUACUAAUAUUGGCAUGUGAAUGAGUUUAAGUAAUGGUGAAUGUUUAGAGGUACAGGAAAGCAUAACCCAGCAAAUUGGGUGCAAUAGUAUGUACUGAAAUUUUAUAACAACGUAUCCAUUAAUAUGACAACGUACCGUGUAUGCUGUCUAAAAUUUAUGACAACGUGCAGAGAAUGUUGUUAAAACUUACAACAUGCGCUUGAAACGUUAUCGAAAAUUUAUGACAACGUGCAUAGCUCAUUGUUGAAUAAUUACAACAACAUGCUUCGCCUCUUUUCGACAACGUUCAAAGCUCGAUGUUAAGGACUCGGGGACUUUUAAUGACUUUGGCAUCUACAACAUGCGGCAAACGUUGUCAAAAGUUAUUGACAACGUGAAUUGCAUGUUGUUAAAUAUGUUUUUUCUUGUA